GAAUUGAAUAAACAAUUAAAACGACACUAAGUGAGUCCGACUGUCGUGCCGUAUGCAGUUAUCCAACAACUGAAAACUAUCACUCUUUACAUAUACAGACUCACAAUAGCUGAAUCGAGCCCCUAGUUUAACUUCUCUGAGUCUCCAUCUUCAGUUUCUACGGGAUUCGGAAGAUAAUUUCAUUUCUUAAAACCUCUCUAAUGGCGGAGAAUUCGCAAUUCGAUCUUGAUCGUGUGCUUGCUCACAACUUUCCAGAGCAGACAACGUACGCUUACACUGAGAGAGAUGCAGCGAUUUAUGCCUUGGGAGUUGGAGCUUGUGGCCGGGAUGCUGUUGAUGCCGACGAGCUUAAAUAUGUUUAUCAUGAAGACGGUCAACAGCAUAUCAAGGUCUUACCAACAUUUGCUGCACUAUUUUCGCUUGGAUCAUUGGCAACUGGUUUAGAUUUGCCUGGCUUGCCAUACGAUCCACGUCUUUUGCUGCAUGGACAGCAAUAUAUAGAAGUAUACAAGCCAUUUCCUUCAAGUGCAUCUAUACAUAACAAAGUUAGUCUUGCUGGACUACAUGACAAAGGUAAAGCAGCUAUUAUUGAGAUUGAAACGAGAAGUUACGAGAAAGAGUCUGGUGAACUCUUAUGCCUGAACAGGUCAACUGUUUUUCUCCGAGGUGCUGGUGGCUUCUCAAAUUCCACUCCUCCAUAUUCUUAUUCCAGUUAUCCAACCAACCAGGUUCCAGCUGUGAAAAUACCGAAGUGUCGGCCUUUUGCAGUAUAUGAAGAUACUAUUCAGCCAUCUCAGGCGUUGCUGUAUAGGCUAUCAGGCGAUUAUAAUCCUCUGCAUUCAGAUCCUAUGAUUGCUAAAGUUGCAGGAUUCUCGCGUCCAAUAUUGCAUGGGCUAUGCACACUUGGAUUUGCGGUUAGGGCAGUCAUCAAAUGCAUUUGUAGAGGAGAUGUAAGCAUUAUCAAAACCAUAUCAGGUCGAUUCCUUCUACAUGUGUACCCUGGUGAAACUUUGAUCACUGAAAUGUGGCUUGAAGGCUUGAGGGUCAUAUAUCAAGCGAAGAUAAAAGAGAGAAAUCGAGCGGUGCUGUCUGGCUUCGUAGACCUCCAUCACAUAGCAUCAUCAUCUUUGUAAAUUGUUUCCAUAGAUAUAAAUAAAAUGAUGAAUUCUAAAGUGCUGCAGUUAAAGUGAUUUUUCAAUAUUUCUAUGUAUUUAUUGAAUUAAAAUUAUAAAAUCUACAUAAAUUGUUUUUACAUGUGACUUUUAUAUAAAAUUAUAUACUAAAAUAUUUUUAUAUAAAUUUUUCAUAAAAUCUUUUUUAAGUAAAUUAAUUUAAAAUUUUAUAAUUUUUUUUUUCAAAAUAUAUAUAGAAAUAUUGAAAAGUCAUUUUAACUACUUUAUUUUAGAAUUCAUAAAUAAGAGGCGUUUUAUUAAAAUAGAACUGUAAAAUAAUGGUGGCUGUCGGAUAUAUAGUGGCAUAUUAUUCUCUUCAUAGUACUAUGAGAUAAUGGUACUGUUAGUAGGCCUCGUUUUCUACCAUUCCAGAUUUGAAGCUUUCGACUAAUUAAUGUGUUUUCUGAGUA
Ricinus communis (castor bean) is the source of this 1582-nucleotide messenger RNA. RefSeq names its product enoyl-CoA hydratase 2, peroxisomal. Gene Ontology annotation, cellular component: peroxisome. Lineage: Eukaryota; Viridiplantae; Streptophyta; Magnoliopsida; Malpighiales; Euphorbiaceae. The transcript has 11 exons. The record is from RefSeq and is a predicted model, not a curated record. The coding region runs from base 201 to 1133 and encodes 310 amino acids.